Molecule: messenger RNA, 2193 nt
Organism: Varroa destructor (honeybee mite)
Lineage: Eukaryota; Metazoa; Arthropoda; Arachnida; Mesostigmata; Varroidae
Product: retinol dehydrogenase 16-like
Biological process (GO): steroid metabolic process
Cellular component (GO): intracellular membrane-bounded organelle
Molecular function (GO): oxidoreductase activity
Source: RefSeq, a predicted model, not a curated record
GCCUGUUGGGUACUUCGAGCUUUUUUCUAGAUUUUGGUAAAAGAUCAUUACAUCCACUUCGUAGUUAAAUUAGGUCUGCACCUUUGGCCGUGGCACGUUUCGAUAUAGGUUGAAGUACUUGUGUUCAAAUACGCUGCGUUUGUGUGUGUGCUCGCUGGUCACCAUGAUGGGUCGUCACGCCACGAAGAAAUCGGCGGAAAAAGAAGGGAAAAAAAAAGACCAACAGUUACGAACCGGCAAAAGGAAGGAAUACGAUCUGAAUAAAGAUGGCUCAAAACAGAAGACUCCACAACCGCACAAGUCACGCGAUUCGGACCCUAUUACGAAGGUCCAACAUAUAUUGAAAAUCGUUUUGCCCCAUAGACUUCGGCAUUGCGAUCCAGCAUUCAUCGGUGUGUUAUGCGGGCUCUUUGUUUACAUACUUUACUUAUUUGGAAUUGUUCACUGGCUGACCUCGUGGGUACCUCUUGUUGGUGACCUUCCUCUGCUUGUGGCCAUAGCUGGGCUUCUGCGCUUUGGUACCGAGUACUUCCUCUCCAUGAAGAACCUGUCUUCAGCGAAGAAGGCUGUAUUGGUAACAGGCUGUGACUCUGGUUUCGGGCUGGUUCUUUGUAAACGCUUGGUUGCCACUGGUUUUUCAGUCUUCGCAGCAUGUUCGGAUCUCGAUGGGGAAGGUGCCAAAGAGCUGCGGGGGCACCAUUCAAAAAAGAUUCGUGUAAUUGAAAUGGAUGUUACCAGUGAAGAGAGCGUUAAAACUGCUGCGUUCCAUGUUAAACGCUUUCUAGAUCAGUCAGCAACUGAAGACCAUGGCCCAUUUGGUAAAAGGCUUCGCCUCUGGUCGGUAAUAACAAAUGCAGGCGUUGGCCUCUUGGCACCAUUCGAGGUAACGCCAAUGCUGGAGAUCGAAAACCUCUUUCAAGUAAACGUAUUUGGCGUAGUGCGGACGGUUAAAGCAUUCCUACCAUUUCUAAGACGCUGCAACGGACGUGUAAUCGUUACAUCGAGUCUGGCAGGUUCUAUCCCAGUACCAAAUCUAAUUGCCUAUUCAAUGUCAAAGAUGGCUGUUAAAGCAUUUGCAAUUGGCCUUCAACGAGAGCUACGACCUUUUAGAAUUAGAUGCAUAACAAUCGAGCCAUUUUUCUACAGAACUCGAUUGAUAGUGAGUCCAGAACAGUCAUUAGGCGUAAAGGUGGGUGCGGUUGACGACACCGAUCAACGGACAAUCUAUGCAGCAUUUAUUGAAGAGUGGGAACAGCAAAAAAAGAUUAUACAGAACCAGGCCGACGAUAUGGAGGCGCCUAUGCGUGCGUUUGGCCACGCUUUGUGUUCCGUGCGACCUAAGCCAUGCUAUUACGUCAUGUCGUCGAUGUUGAGGAUGUUGAUCUAUUUAGCUCCGCUCUUCGACGUCUCGUACACAGACUUUGUAAUCGCGUUCAACAGGAAUCCAGCCCAAACUAUGGAUGACAUAAUUAGUCUGGAGGACGAUCGAUCUAGUGAAUCUCGUAAAAUUCAGUUACAGGGCAAUCGGAAAGUGGAAAAAGACAAAAAGACCAACAAAUCAUCAACAAAACCUAGUGCGCACUCCAAAAAGGGAUCACCUGACUGCGGGGAAGCAACGCCCAGCGCCGACAGUUCGGGGAACUCGCCACAACCUGCUGCACAAAAAGAAGCGAACGUUUCUAGGAGGGCGCUGAAGAAAGAUGACGAAGGGAGCCCGGGCGAUAAACGUCCAAGCCAAAACGCUACUCCUGAUAAGAAAAAAUGAUGCUGUAUUAUAACGUUAUAAAUUUAGAAAAUUAUAUAGAAUUUAAAAAAUUGUAGGUGUCUAUGUUACAAUGAGAUAGUUAUGAUGCACAGUAAUGACUACUUGACGCAUACGCAGAUGUGCAAUUAUGCAAUACAAUUGCACAAUUACACAAUAAAUAAAAACAAAAGCAGUGACAUUUCUAGCUUACGGGUCGAUCGAUGUUUUAGGCGUUACGAAAAUUUCGAAACAGAGAAUUGUACAACAUCCGUACCCUCGUAAGAAUAAACCUUAACGACUCUAGUUCUUAUACAGAACUUGUCCGCAUAGAAGUAAUACAUCUUCAAUGACAACUUAAUUAGGUUUUAUAACCGUGAUAGAAAUCAAGCCUAUUUUUGAGUAAAUCAAGCAACGUUAAAGCAAUUCGCUGGCAAAUAUACGGAGACAAA